CCAGCCCGCGCGCCGCCGCUUCCAGCAGCAGCAGCGCCUGCCGGGCGGAGGGUCUAGUUGGCGCCGCGCGGGCAAGAGCUGAGGCCAAGGCAGAGCGGCGCACGGGGGCAGCGAAGCCCCGGGGGAGGCGGCAACACCAUGGCCGGGCCCCCGCCGCCGCCCCCGGGCCAGGAGGCGCCGCGCUACCAGGAGUGGAUCUUGGACACCAUCGACUCGCUGCGCUCGCGCAAGGCGCGCCCGGACCUGGAGCGCAUCUGCCGCAUGGUGCGCCGGCGGCACGGCCCGGAGCCGGAGCGCACCCGCGCCGAGCUGGAAAAGCUCAUCCAGCAGCGCGCCGUGCUCCGCGUCAGCUACAAGGGAAGCAUCUCGUACCGCAACGCUGCGCGGGUCCAGCCGCCUCGGCGAGGCGGAACGCCCGCCGCCAGCCCCGCGGCCCCGCAGCGGCCGGCCCGCACUUCCCCGCCCAGCGCUCCCGCCGCCGCCACCGCGACGCCCCGGUCCUCCCAGCGUGCAGCGCCUCGCGCGGAGCCAGCCGCGCCGCCGCCACCACCACCGCCGCAGCCGCCUCCUCCUCGUCGGACCGGCCGGGAGCGACCGCCGCCGCCGCCGCCUGCCCCCGCCCCGGAGGAGCCCUCCCCCGUCAGCCUGCGAGAGAUUGUGCGCUACUUGGGCGGCGACGGCGCCGCGCCGGGGGGCGGCCGAGUGACUCGAGGCCGAGCGCAGGGGCUGCUCCAAGAGGAGCGGCUGGAGAGGACCCGCUUGGGUGGCGGCGGGGGCGGCGGCAGCGGCAACAGCGUCGCCUUGCCCAGGGCGGAGAGAGGCGCGCAGGCCCGGGCGCCCAGCGCCAGGGCUUACAGGAACAAGAAGGCAGGUGAGGUCAAAGGUGAAGAAGAAGAAGAAGAAGAGGAGGAAGAAGAGGAUGAAGCCUCCACCAUGUCUGAAGGUUCAGAGGUGGCACAAGAUUAUGAGGCCAGCAACUACAGCAGACCUGGGAUAGGCCAGGUGAACGGGGACUGUAAGGACAGCAAGCAUGGUGGGAAAGAGAUCCCACCCAGCAGUGCCCUCACCAGAGACCUGCGCUCCCUCGAGGAGCAGCCCUUGAACAAAGGAUCAGAGCGCCCCCACCAUGAAGGAAAUGAGCAAUGUCAUACAAAGGCCUCUUGGCCUGGAGAAAGUGCCUGUCACCAUCUGGGGGGCAGCAAGAAAGAUGGCAGCGCCUAUCAGCAGCCAGACAGAGCAGUGUCACCAGCUGUUGCAGGUACUGAGCCCUCUGUGCCCUCAUCCCCUGGGAGACCUGGCAUCCAGGCAGAUGGGAGACCCUUCAGCUGCACCUCAGUGAAGGAGAAGCCUUCUGACCCAGUGGAGUGGACUGUGAGUGAUGUUGUGGAUUAUUUCACAGAAGCUGGUUUUGCUGAGCAAGCAUCUGCCUUUCAAGAACAGGAGAUCGAUGGGAAGUCUCUUCUGCUGAUGCAGCGCACCGAUGUCCUGACCGGCCUAUCCAUCCGCCUGGGGCCUGCUCUCAAAAUCUACGAGUACCACAUCAAGGUGCUGCAGCAGUGCCACUUCGAGGAGGACGAGGGCGACUCCUUCAUGGGCUGAGGACGGGCGCAGCUCGCGAAGGGUGUGGAGAGCUUGGGUGGGGAGAAGUGAACAGGGACUCUGCCAACCGCUACUGUCUCAAGUCAUUUCAGCCUUUCUCUGCCUCCAUGAAAACAAAGAGAAGCAGCUGUGAAGGGAAGAAGGACUUUGGCCAGAUUUUUGUGAAAAGGGUGGGGAGGACAGAAAUGAAGAUCCAGGCUUUGCGGCUUCUCUACCCUGAUUGUCCAGAGAUAGGAAAGACUGGGAGGGAGGGCUGCAAAACAAAUCCCAUCCUUCUCCCAACCUGUCUGUGUUACUUACCCCAGCAUUUUACUUACCAUAGUGCAUUGUCUGUUCUUGGGAAAGGGUGGAAAGAUGUGGUUUUUGUUCCUCUUCCCAGCCGCAGUAUAAUUGAGAUAAUUUGUGCUUCAGCACCCCCCCUUCCCCUUCACCACCACCACCACAACAGCAACCACAGUAGCACUUGAUGGUCCUACCUGCUCCCCUCCCUUUGUUGCUGUUCUCAAGAAGACAAAGAUGGAGCCUGCUGGAGGUGUCAAGAAGUUUUAAUCAAAUAUCUUUUUAUUCUCUUUUCUGUUUGGGUAGGCUUUUCUUCCAGUUUUCAUGGUCAUUGCCCAGAGUCAACUGCUUUUUAUUAUUUCUUUCUUCCCAUUUUUUAAAAAAUAUAAAUAUUUAAACUGGAAAAAAACCAAUUGGUUUAGUAUUCCCAGACUUGUUAGCCUUCUGGAAAGGGGUAUUGGAUCACCUAAAAUGAACAUGUGUCUAAAGGACAAAAGUGUGUGUAAAAAGAGGUGGAAGUCCUGAGUUCUGCUCUCUUUUUCUCUCCUUUUUUUAUUUGAGGGUGGUGGUGUCACCUAGUGGUGUUGCUGAUCGGUUUAUGGGAUGUAUUCUGACUAGUCCAGGGAUGGGAGCAGAACUCUGGAGUUCUGGCUCAAUUUUCAAUGCUAUAAUCAACUGGGGUAAAAAGUGUGAUAACAUUUGCACCAUCACCAGGAGGUCUAAAAUGAAACACUUAGGGUUUAGGGAAGGUCUCUUUGUGGCGGCAGAGCGACGGCAGAGGCAGAUGACUCGUUGUCUGUGUAUAUUCACAACCAGGUAGCUUAGCUGGUGCUCCUAUAGCAGAUAAAAUAAGUGGAGCAAACACUUUGGGGACUGAAAAGGGCGAGGAAAAGAAAUGGUCCUUAGCCCUGUUCUUAGUUACGAAAAAUGGGGUGGUGGUUUUUGUUGCCUUAAGAAAGGAUUUCCUCUUGUUAAAGCAGGCCAAGCCCGCAAAGGUAGACUGUAACAGCAAGAGGAGGUGGUAAAAAAGACUACAGUGAAAUUGGCUCUUUGUGCACACCAAAUGGAGAGGAUCUAGCUAUGGCACACAACACAAAAUCUGAGCUUUCUUGGUGAUUUUUCAGGGCACACCUCUUGAGUACCCCAGUUGCUUAGUAAGUAUCUGUUUCACAAAACAGUUUGAAACUUGCUUCACUGUCACGGCUUUCUGUAAAGAACUGUAGGGAUGAAAACUUUUUGGUGAGGCUGCUGAGAACUCUUUUGUAGUAUCUUAGACCCUUUUACAGAACAACAGUUCCUAGAAUUUGUUGUUUUAGAACCGUGGCAGAUGAGGUUUGAAACUGGUUUAAAUUUGGAAUGUAGACAGGCCCUUAGUACAGUUUCAGGAUCAGUGGGUAGACAGUAACUACCCUGUUUAGUUGUGACUCAGAAACAGAGAAGCGUACGUAGCUCAAGACACAACCCAACAUGCAUGCCUAGAGGAAUGUACAGCUAGACAGGAGCACACUGAAUUUAUGUUCUCGAUAUUUUAUUUGGAACCAUGAGGGCUAGAAACCUAUUGUUUGAACUUUGAAAGCAGAGGUUCUCAAUGUCGUAGCACAAAAGUGCCUCAGGGGCUUACAUACCGGCUGCAUGUUGCCCCCUAUUGCACUAGACCCUACUAUUUUGUCCAGAGCUGGGAAUAAAAAAAAAGAAAGAUGAUUUUUGGGUUCUAAUAUGUAUUCUGUUUAUUGGCCACCAAUAAGAGCUGCCAUAGGCGGUGAAAUUCUUUAGGAACCAAUUUAGAUGACUCAACAGUGGGAGUGAUUUUUCCAACUUUUCGUGCUGUCCUUUUGGGAACAGAGUAGGGCUACAGAAUUGGGCUGCUCGUUUACUUCAUUGUUAUUGACACUGGCAAGGGUGGAAAGAGGAGAGGACAUUAAUAAUCCACAGUGGAAAGGUGUAGAUUAGAGUGGACAAAGCCAAGCAAGGCUGUUCCAGUGCAGUUUUUUGAAAAUUCCUCUAUGAGGCUUCGAUGGGACAAGGUUGUGUUGCCUGUCAGUGCAGAGGGUAGUUCAAAUAAGAGACAAGAUGGAAAGUGGCUUCAGGAUACUACAUUCCUAGAUAUACUAUAGUACAGUUUAAGGGCUGGUAAUACAUGACCAUGUGCUGAUGAAAACACAAAUAGGGUGUUGGCUGGUUGUGUGGUUUUUAAAAACAAACAAACAGAUUUGCGCUUUGGGAUCUAGGCUUGAGCUGGAUGGCAAUGGGCCCAGGUCGUAACAUGCAGGUUUUGGAAAUUUGUGCAGGGGAAAUAGCCUUGGCUAAGGCUGUGCUGAGGUGUGAACCGGGAAUGUCUUCACUAAUUCAACAUCUACAAAAUCCAAAGGCGAAGUUUCCUUAGUAAAGGUGGACACAACAUAUUGCACAGUCUUUUAUGUUGAUCUAGGCUAAUCUAGCGACCGGAAGUUAAACACUUAAAGGGCUAGGAUUUAUUUUGGACCAUUCUAAUGAGGAGAAAUAGUAUUUUAAUACUACAGCUGGUCAAAUACCCGGUAAGUGCUCCAUCACUUUGGGUCAGACUCAGUUCCAACAAAGUUUCAUCUCAACCUUUAUUUGAAAUCUAGUUUGGAUGUGAAGCUGAAACCGAAGGUUUGGGAUGGACUGGGCUGCGGAAUCACGUGCACCCACUUCAAUGCGAGACUUCACACCUGGCUCCCUCUACCUCAGAGCUUUCCAAACUUUUCAUGUUGGCAACACACUUUUUAGACAUGCAUCAUUUCGUGACACAGUAAUUCAGUUUUGCUAGCAAACCAGAGGUUAAACUAACCCCUUUCCAGCACUGGGAAGAGAGCGGGGAGCAUUUGCACGACACACUGACACAUUAGGUGUCGCUACACAGAGUUUGGAAAGCUCUGCUCUACCUGAAUUGAACACAUAACAGUUACUUAACCUAGUCAGAGACUGAAUCACAGACAUUUCCCUAAACUUGCUUAAAAUCCUAAUUUCAAUCAUGGUGCAGGGGUGGUCUAGCACCCAAUGUUGCUGCAGAAGCAAUAUGUCACAGGUGGCGAAAAGCGAAUGGGGGUACAGGGAGUGGGAGAUAUUCUAGGGCAGGCAUCCCCAAACUGCGGCCCUCCAGAUGUUUUGGCCUACAACUCCCAUGAUCCCUAGCUAACAGGA
Molecule: messenger RNA, 5040 nt
Organism: Zootoca vivipara (common lizard)
Lineage: Eukaryota; Metazoa; Chordata; Lepidosauria; Squamata; Lacertidae
Gene: SAMD1
Product: sterile alpha motif domain containing 1
Molecular function (GO): DNA binding; protein binding
Source: RefSeq, a predicted model, not a curated record